UUUGUCUAACUUUAGUGCUCAUGAUGAAAUAUAUAAUAAUACAGCCAGAGAAGGGUUUUAUAUUUUUCCAUAAAUGUCUGACAUUUUUUGUGAAUGCUUUUCGUGUACAUUUAAGUUGGGGGGCUUCUUUAGAAAUAGACAAAAAAUGGAAUUAUCACUUAAAUCUCAAGGUAAAUCAUAUUUUUCUUAUCUUACAUAGAACACCAAGACAAACAAUAAAGUCAUGUACCAUACAGACACAAGCAACACCAACAAAAACAACACACUUUUUAAUGGAUGUACAACUUUAAUCUCAUGGAUAUCCAUAGUCCCCACACAAGUCCUGCAGAUACAGAGAUUACUCUCACUUUCACCUCAGGAUCGACGUGAACCACGGCCAGAAUUUUUUGACAUUCCAACAUUUUCUGUUGAUGUGGAGUGUAGACUGAGGCAAGGAGAAUUGCUGUUUAUGAGUGAAGGAACACACCUUAAGGUUUCAAAAGAGCUGAACCAUGAUACUAGAGAGACUGGCAGAAAGAGUAGAUGGUGCAGAUCUUGUUUGUAAUUGUACAUUUGAACAAAGGAAAGGUUUUUCUUUACCUUGCUGACUGUUUCGUUUGCCGACUGCAAAACAUCCUCAGAGCUGAUGCUGAUGGUGGCGUCACUUCCUACUUUGUUGUCGACCUCUGCUGCCCGCGCUCCCCUCUCCGAUGAUGCAGUCCCUGCUUCUGGAACUUGAAGAAGGAUGAACGGGGAGUGGAAUCGCUGACUCAGGUCCUGUGAAUGGGAGUAGGAUUCAAACUUUGAUCUGCCACCAUGAUCAGGCCUGGCCUACAGACAUUUUAAGACUCAUGAACUGUAAAAAAAAAAUAAUUGAUUGAUUUUGCAAAAGGACUGCUUAUGGAAUUGAAUUUCCUGGUUGUUUUAACAUGUGCCUCCUACGAGUUUUUGGAUAAUUAUUGUGUAAUGAAUUAAUAAUUAGGGGCUGGUGUGUAGGAGACAUUAAGAUGUUAUUAAUAAGUGUAUAAAUGUAUUGAUUUGCUUUGGCGUAUGUUUGUAGAUAUUUAGAUGAUUGACGGUCAUGUGAUUAUGGGUGGGGGAUUUAAGUUCGUCCGUUGCACCUGCUCAGGUGUGUAAUGAAUCAAUAAAUGGAUAAAUAAAUUGCUUUGAGCUAUUUAAUUUUAUUCUCAUUACUUGUGACCCAUAGCUGUGAUACACUAUUAAUUAUAGAGCAUCACCUGCUUGGUCUUUAAGAUGAUUAGACAGAAGAUUCUAAGAUUUUUUGUUCAUUCAGGGACUGUAAAAACUUCGUUUAUGAUUCAAGAACCAGUCAGAUUUGCAAAUAAGAUAAGAAUUUAUUUUACAAACAAUUAAGACUUGACAGAUUGUUUAACUAUUAUUUACUGUGAGUGGAUGGAGCUAAAUUCAAUUCAAUUCAAAAAUACUUUAUUAAUCUCCCCAGGUCUGCUCCUGCUAGAGCAAGGCUCCUCCCUCUGAGACGAAUCCUGUGGUUAAUCUGGGGGGUGUUUGACGGUGUAGUCGUUAACUCCGCCCACACAGAUUACCCACUGCAUCUCUGGUAAAAUGGUUUAGGACGGCUCAUCUUUAGUCGAGAAGCAAAACUCUCUUAAGACUUUUGCCUGUCGGCAGCAGGCCGCUCUGUGCGUGUGAUGCGCGCGCGGGUUCAUCCAUAAACGUGCCGCUCGUGAACUUUCAUCAGGUUUCCGAAGGUUUAAACUGUGAUGGGAGCUUCUGUGUUUAUGUUUGUGACCUGAUCAGCGGUGAGACAGACGGAACCGGUCCGCAGGGGAGAGAGAUCCCGGUGGUGUGUGGCAUGUUAACAGACUGGUGGUGCUUGAGGCUGCAGGAGGAUGGUGAAGCACCAACCCUUACAGGUCUAUGAGAAGCAGGUCCUUCUGUCUGUUGUCACGGGGAUCUAUGGUUGUCGCUGGAAACGCUACCAGCGUUCCCAAGACAACAGCUCCAAGUGGGAGUGUGGCUGGUUCAUCAUCGUGUGCAGCUCUUUCCUUCUGCUUCUCGUUUGGACCUACUUCUGGUUAGUGGCUCAAAAUGAUUUCAACGACUUCAACUGGUCGAUUUACAACCGUUCAGGUGAGUGGAAAGAUGAGACGAUUCCCAUCCUCACAUCCACCACUGUUGGAUUCACCUACAUCACCUUCUUACUGAUUUUAGCCCUUUUCCAUAUUUCUUUGGGUCAGCAGCUCAAUCUCUACUGGGUUCACAAGAUCGGAGUGUUGGCGACACUUCUCACCACGGUGUCUGGGAUUGUUUCUGUUGAUGACAUUUGGCGAGAUGAGUGGGACAUCUUGCUUGUGUCACUCCAGUCCACAGCCCCUUUCCUGCACCUUGGAGCCCUGGUCUCAGUCACAGCCAUGAGCUGGUUGGUAGCCAGCCAUGUGGUGCGCAAAGAGAGGUCCAGUUUCCAGAUGAUGGUGUUACUCUUCUACAUUGUAGUCCACCUGGCCAUCUGCCUGGCACCACUCACAUUCACCUGCCCCUGCAUCAUGGACCGCAAAACCCUCAAACCUGCUCCAGCUAUCAUCGGCCGUCGUGGGGCUCCUAUGCUGGUCCCAGAAAACACCCUGAUGUCCUUCAACAGGGCCCUGCAGCAUGGAGCAAGUUCCUUUGAAGCAGAUGUCACCAUCAGUGUGGACGGGGUUCCCUUCCUCAUGAGAGACCACACGUUGAGACGAACCACCGACAUCAGCAGGGUCUUUCCAGACAGAGAGUAUGAAGAUGCUUCCUUCUUCAACUGGACAGAGAUCCGCUCCCUGAAUGCAGGUCGCUGGUUUCUGGAGAGCGACCCCUACUGGACCAUAAAUACCCUGACAGCAAAGGAUCGCAGUCGGAUCGGAAACCUGACUGUCUGCAGCCUGGUAGAGAUGCUCCGUCUAGCGGCUCGAGCUAACAGCUCUGCACUUCUCAACAUUCACAAACCUCCACCUGAACACCCACGCUUCCGCAGCUGGUUCAUGGACACGCUGUGGGUCCUGCAGAAAGCAGGGAUCUCCCCAAAAAGGGUGACAUGGGCCCCCGACACCGACAGGGGAAGGGUGAGAGGCCUUCAGCAGGCCACAAAUGAAAAGCUGUCCCUGGAUGAGAUAAGGCAGCGAGGAAUUACAAGUCUGACACUCGACUACAGAAAGAUCAGCCUCCGGGACAUACGGGAAUAUCUGACCAAUAACGUGAGUGUGACGGUCUACCCUGUGAAUGAGCCGUGGCUGUACUCCCUCCUGUGGUGUAGCGGGGUGCAUUCUGUGUCCUCUGAUGCCCCUCAGAUCCUUCGAAAAGUGCCUUACCCUAUCUGGCUCAUGAGUCACAGUGCUUUCAACUUCAUCUGGAUCACUUCAGACCUCGUCUCCAUCACUGUUGUCAUGGGGAUUUUCUUUUUUCAGAACUAUCAUAUGAUCAGGUGGAGGAUAGGUGGGAUCCAGAACUACAACCCGGAGCAGAUCAUGCUGAGCGCUGUGGCGCGACGACCCAGUCGCAAUGUCAACGUCAUGAAGGAGAAGCUCAUUUUCUCAGAUCUUGACAAUGGGCUGGGAAGCUCUGAGGAACUUUCUCUGUACCCUGAAAACAGUCGUGUGAGAUUUUCUGAUGGAGGAUCGAGUCACUGAACUAAACCCACAGCCAGAGCCAGAUUAACAUUCUGUUGUACCCCAGCAACAAUAUUCAAGGGUCCCAUUAUCAAGACCCCAGGAUCACCAUACCAUGGUCACAUACAGAAUAUUUUACUGUAAUAUGCAGUAAAUAUACUCAAUUCUUCAUAGGACUAAAAAUGCACUACUAUGUCUCAUAUCAGACAUCCACUCAAAUAUGAUGCUAUGAAAACAAAACACAUCAGCAUCUGUAUAAUCUGGUCAAAUUAACCCACUAAGUUGAGAGGGAGGGAAGUAUCUUCCAUGUUUACAAAAAUGAAUAAAUAAGCAAUCACUUUCAAACCAUCAUUUAUUUAACAACACUUAUUCCCAAUAAAACAGCGAGGCCAGCUUUUACAGUUUAACCCAUUUCAAUAUUAUUCAAUGGGGAAAAUGUUCAGGAGGAUUUUAAAGACACCCCCAACAGGUACAUAAAUAAGUCCAUCAGAACCAGAAGCUGCACCAACGCAUCUCGUCUGGAGGUCUAGACAGGACAGGAGACCUAUGACUCUUCCCCACGUACGAUCCAAGCUAGAACGGAGUAAGCCCAACGGGUCGGGUUGGCCUUGGGUCGAUUAAUAAUUUGAGUGUGAUGAAUCGGGCUAGGACGGCAGACAGAGAGAGGAGAUGAGGAUGCACCUCGAAUGAAACACAGUGGAAUCAUUAUCAUUCAUCCAUGGUGGUAAAGAAACACAAAAAUGUAGACUAUGUUGUCUCUGGCGAGCCGUUUUUAAGCUUUAAGUCCAUCAGGUCAGUCGGGCUGUGGCCUUCAAGGACCUGGUCUUCUCCUCCCCUGUUUUCCAAAAAUACUGGCACUCUCAUUUACGUGUACUGUACACACGUGUUUUCAAUAAUUUGGCCCUUUAGUACAUCUUAGUUAAUAUUUAAACAUCCUGCCUAAAAUUGUCAGUGUCAGUGCAGACGUCAGGUAAAAACUCUGCACUGCAUUUGAAUUUAAAUCUGCCUUUGCUAUUGGCUAAGAGGUACACUAUGAUGUUAGCUGGUACAUUAUGAAGUCACAAUGACGUUGUGAGCCUGUGUGUGUAUUUGUUAGUGGCUCCACCCUUUCGGUCUGCCAGGCAACAGCCUUUGUUGCAUUUUUUCAAACAUGAAGUGGGAGUGGAGUGAGACUCUGGUAGGGGGUGAUUUGCUCUUUAAUAAUGAGGAUAUACAUGUUUGAAUUUGAAAUGCCUUCAUUUUGCAAACACAUCUUAGAAAAAAAAAUUUUCUGGACUUUCUGGACCAUCAUCUUCAAAAUCAAAGCCACUAACAAGUUCAUGUCCAAUAGCUUAGUACUGUGUCUGUGACACAAUUUCUCUCUAGAAGACAAGAUAAAAACCUAUACUGCAAAACCUGGCAAAACACACACUUUUAAUCCUAAAUAAUGUGGAAGUGGCAUUUUUCUGGACUUUGACUGUGCAAACUGAUGUAUAAUGUAUUCAAAAUCAAGGCCACUAACAAGUUCAUGUUCAAUGGCUAAGAGAGGGAGUGCAGAGAGCCGUGUCUGUGACAUUGUGCGCAUGGCACAACACAGGAAAGCCGCGUCUUCAGGACAAGACUCUGCAGUCCACCUACACCUGAAGGACAAGGGACACACCUUUGAAGAUGACAAAGUACAGAUUCUGGACAGGGAAGAUAGAUGGUUUGAGAGAGGAGUAAAAUAAGCUUUCUAUGUCAAAUGUGAAAAACCUACUUUAAAUAGGGGAGGGGCUUAGAUUUUACCUCUCCAGUACCUAUAAUGCAGCUUUGAAUCUCAUUCCUAAGCAGUUUCAGUCUAGGUCACACCUUCCUGCAUCUCAUCAACAUGACACCCUCUCAAUAGGGAGCCUAAGUCACACCCAUCUACUUCCGUAUCACAGGUC
Nothobranchius furzeri (turquoise killifish) is the source of this 5500-nucleotide messenger RNA. It is a transcript of the gene gdpd5a, whose product is annotated as glycerophosphodiester phosphodiesterase domain containing 5a. Gene Ontology annotation, biological process: lipid metabolic process; positive regulation of neuron differentiation. Gene Ontology annotation, cellular component: plasma membrane. Gene Ontology annotation, molecular function: glycerophosphodiester phosphodiesterase activity. NCBI's taxonomy places the organism in Eukaryota, Metazoa, Chordata, Actinopteri, Cyprinodontiformes, Nothobranchiidae. The record is from RefSeq and is a predicted model, not a curated record.